Eriocheir sinensis (Chinese mitten crab) is the source of this 3257-nucleotide messenger RNA. Its product is annotated as facilitated trehalose transporter Tret1-like. Gene Ontology annotation, molecular function: transmembrane transporter activity. NCBI's taxonomy places the organism in Eukaryota, Metazoa, Arthropoda, Malacostraca, Decapoda, Varunidae. The record is from RefSeq and is a predicted model, not a curated record. The transcript has 9 exons. Gene Ontology annotation, cellular component: membrane. The coding region runs from base 244 to 1797 and encodes 517 amino acids. Gene Ontology annotation, biological process: transmembrane transport.
GGCACUGCUGGGUGGCGCGGCGCAGUGUCAGUGAGCUGGUGGUGGCGGCUGCCGGGAACGCAGCAAUAAAAAUUAAUACCUUAACACCGUGCGCCUCACUCCCAAAUUCACAGUGAACAUCACUAUGAAUGUAACACCGAAGUGGGAGAUUUUAUGAUUACAUUCCUUCCCGAGAGAAGAAAAUUAUUUUAAAGUAUCUAGUAGUUUUUAAAUUUUACGUUUUCCAUUCAUCGCCUAGGCCCAAUGGCACCGAACGAAAAUGCCACCAACACCGUGGUGGAGGAGUGUGUCCCCCUGCAGGAACCCUUGUACCCCAGCAACACGAAGCCGCAGAUCAUAGCUACAGAAAAAUAUGGUGCUUCCGUUCGAUCCAAGAAGCGAAGAUAUGAAAAUUGGAAGGCCAUUGCGAGGCAGGUACUUGCAGCAGCGUUCGCGUCCCUAUCCUCGGUGAGCAUCGGGUUCAUCACCGGCUACUCGUCCCUUACGCUCCAGCAGCUCAGAAACGACACCUCCAUCGAUUACGUCGACAGCAGGGACUCGGGAUGGAUAGCAUCUCUGCCGUCCAUCGCGUCCAUCGUGGGCUCGCUGAUGGGAGGGUUCAUGAUGGACGCCAUGGGACCGCGCAUGACGUUGGUGGUCACGGCGCUGCCAUGCCUCUUCUCGUGGGCCUUCCUCGUCUUCGCCAACAGCAUUACGCUCCUGUACGUCGGGCGGGUCAUCACCGGCAUCUUCCUCGGCAUCUUCUCACCGGUGCCUCAGGUGUAUGCGACGGAGAUAGCAGAGCCGCGCAUCCGGGGGAUGAUGGGGGCAUUCCCUGAGGCUGCCGUGGCCCUGGGGAGUCUGCUCUGCUACGGCUUUGGCUCCGUGACGGACUGGCGGUGGCUGGCGGUCGUGUCGGCGCUGGUGCCCGGCGUGCCACUCUUCUUGAGCAUGAUAUUCCUGCCCGAGUCGCCGCAAUGGCUCAUCAAAAAGGGAAAACUUGCAGCCGCCGAGAAGUCGAUAAGGUUCUUCCGGCCCCCCUCGCACUGCGUCAAGGCGGAGCUGGACACUAUUCACACCAACAUCAUCGAGACUGACGGCGCCGAGAUCUCUGUGUGGGAGCAGAUGAAGCUCUUCAGAAAAUCUCAGAACUGGAAGCCCGUGGUGGUGGUGUUCCUGGUGUUCAUGUGUGGCCAGUUCAGCGGCUUCGCGGUGGUCACGGCCUACACGGCAGACAUCUUCAACGAGGCAGGGACGAACAUCGACCCGGACAAAGCCACUGUUAUUGUCGGCUUGGUGAGGAUAUAUAUAUACCUGGUGAGCGCGGUGCUACUUGACCGUGUGGGCCGCAAGCCGCUGCUCAUCAUCUCUGCUAUAGGGUCCAGCGGUGGCAUGGUCUCCAUUGGUACCUUCUUUUACCUCAAGGAAGCCGGGGUGGCCGAGGGCCUUGGGUUGCUGCCACUGGCGUCGCUGCUCAUCUACGUGUUCUUCAACGAGCUGGGUUACGGCCCCAUCCCGUGGCUGCUGUCCGGUGAGCUCAUCCCGCUGGCCGUCAGGACCAUCGGAAACGGGGUUGCCGUCACCGCUUACUCCCUCUUCGCCUUCAUCAUCGGCCUUACAUUCCCUAUGCUCACAAGCCUCAUGUAUGUCUAUGUCGUCUUUUGGAUGUAUGCACUCUUCAGCCUCUCUGGAGUCAUUCUGGGAAUUUUCUUACCAGAGACGAGAGGAAAGACGCUAGAGGAAAUUGAAAAAUUUUUCGCACCCAAAGGAGAACGUGUUUCUGAGAAAGAUUUUGAGAGAUGUCCUCUGCAGCCUUAAGCGACGUAUGAUCUCGUGUCCCAUAUCCUUACCAAAGUGUCUUAAGAAGAGAUGCCAGCAAGUAGUGCCCGUCAAGAAGUAAUGGGUUGGUUCCCUUGCUGUUCAUGCAGGACUUCCUCGGUCAGAAUGCAUUCAUUCUCAUCAUCGUCUGGCCUCAACGAGACAAGUUUUUGCCGCGCGAUUCCACGAACAACGGAAUAAAAUAGGUUUAUUACAAAUGGUUUCUCAAAAAAAAAAAAAAAAAAAAAUCCGAGUAUACACAGGCGCAAGGUCCAGGGAUUGAUUUAUUUGAUUUGGGUGUGUAAUAAUGGCGCAGCAACUCCCGUGGUCAUAUUGGCACCAAACAGUCAAGACAAGUGUUAAAAUAAUUCAUUUUUAGAAUAGACAGAGGUGCAUAAUAAAAUUUCUUAACAAAGUUCAUGGAACCAAAAUUCUAUACAACUUUUCAAAUGGUCAAGAUAAAUAAACCUCUUUUUCAAGCUUCCGAAUGCUGAACACAGAAGCGGCUCAACGAAAGUCUCUCCAGGACAGUAUUCACCAACGCGACUUCCUGAUUUGAUUGUCUUUGAAUUACUGUCACGCGCAGAACAUUAUGAAGAGUAAAGGCUGAGUAGGGAGGUUUUCAUAACAAAGGGAGAGCAAAAAAGUUUCGACCCGUAGCGCAACUCCUCGGACCAAAUGCUGAAACAACACGCUUGUCGUACCUCCGGCAGCUGUUAAGACGGGUAAGCACGGAGGCGCUGCAACUCUUGAAUUCAUUAUCAUCAGAAAAACAAAUUACGAACAGAAAUUAAGCUUUUCUCUCACGGGCUAAAUCUACCGUCAUCGGGAAGGUGAACAUGGCGACCAACGUUUUUUUUUUUUUUUUUUUUUUUACAGAAAAGGAGACAGUCCAAGGGCGUGAAAGAAAAAAGAAAAAAAUGAAAAAAAAAACAAAAAAACCCGCUACUUACUGCUCUCGAAUAGAGUACAUAUGAGUGGCCAAAAUGAGAGGUCAAUUUCGGGAGGAGGGAGGGUGUGUUGAUAUGGAAGGACAGACGGCCAGGAAUGACUUACAUAAUGUUCUACUAUUUUCCGAUAAUCCUUCAGAUCUGCUGCCACCCGUGCGCCAAACAAGCAAAAUACCGUUGACAUCGUUCCGGCGUCGUGGCCCACGUGGUCAUGACGUAGCGGCAACAAGGCUUGGUGAACCUCGACUUGAGCUCGGAGCUUCCACACCAGUAGCUCGAUCACUGACUGCCUCCUAAAAUUACUUUUCGGUUCGAUGGAAGGAAAAAAAUAUAUAAUGACGAUUAACGAGUGUUCAUUGAAUCGCGCCCGUUGGCUGCGGUUUCAUUCAUGUGUAAGAGACAUCCAACUGUUUUUUGUAUUUCGAUUUUAUACUAUUGUGGUUUUGUGAAGCUGAUUAUUACGUUGUUGUCAUUGUGUAUUUUGGCAUCCAGAGUAAAUUAUUUAGCUAC